Molecule: messenger RNA, 2810 nt
Organism: Phyllostomus hastatus (greater spear-nosed bat)
Lineage: Eukaryota; Metazoa; Chordata; Mammalia; Chiroptera; Phyllostomidae
Gene: YWHAB
Product: tyrosine 3-monooxygenase/tryptophan 5-monooxygenase activation protein beta
Exons: 6
Coding region: 200-940 (246 amino acids)
Biological process (GO): signal transduction
Cellular component (GO): cytoplasm
Source: RefSeq, a predicted model, not a curated record
GGAAGUGGUGACCGGAGCGGAAGUGGAGCUGCCGCCACCGCCGCCGCCGAUUCCGGAGCCGGGGUAGCUGCCGCGCCGCCACUUCAGCCGCUGUCGCCGCCGCUGCUGCUGCCUGAGGAGUAGGCCUGGGAAGGAAGCGGUCACCGCGCACGGAGCACCGCCCGCGAGCGUCUUUGUCUCCCGCAGACCUCCCACGGGAAUGACCAUGGAUAAAAGUGAGCUGGUACAGAAAGCCAAACUCGCCGAGCAGGCUGAGCGCUACGAUGACAUGGCCGCAGCCAUGAAGGCAGUCACGGAACAGGGCCACGAACUCUCCAACGAAGAGAGAAACCUGCUGUCCGUUGCCUACAAGAACGUGGUGGGCGCCCGCCGCUCUUCCUGGCGCGUAAUCUCCAGCAUCGAGCAGAAGACAGAGCGGAACGAGAAGAAGCAGCAGAUGGGCAAAGAGUACCGUGAGAAGAUAGAGGCGGAGCUGCAGGACAUCUGCAACGAUGUUCUGGAGCUGUUGGACAAAUAUCUUAUUCCCAAUGCCACACAACCAGAAAGUAAGGUGUUCUACUUGAAAAUGAAAGGAGAUUAUUUUAGAUAUCUUUCUGAGGUGGCGUCUGGAGACAAUAAGCAAACCACUGUGUCAAACUCUCAGCAGGCUUACCAGGAAGCAUUUGAAAUUAGUAAGAAAGAAAUGCAGCCUACACAUCCAAUUAGACUUGGCCUGGCUCUGAAUUUCUCGGUCUUCUACUACGAGAUCCUGAACUCUCCUGAAAAGGCUUGCAGCCUGGCGAAAACGGCGUUUGAUGAAGCAAUUGCUGAAUUGGAUACACUGAAUGAGGAGUCGUACAAAGACAGCACGCUGAUCAUGCAGUUGCUUAGGGACAAUCUCACUCUGUGGACGUCGGAGAACCAGGGAGAUGAAGGAGAUGCCGGGGAGGGAGAGAACUAACGUCUUUCGUGCUUCGUGAUCUGUUCAGUGUCACUCUGUACCCUCCACAUAUAACCCUUUGUGCGAUAAAAAAAGAAAAAGGAAAAAAAAAUCGUACAUCGACUUUUCGAUUUUUCACAACCUCAGCCUAGGAAAAAUGGUCCAUGGGAUAAUCAGCUGGUAUUUGUAUCUCAAACUCAGAUUGGUCACAUAAAUGCCACGGCAUUCUGAAGUUUCAAUUUUUAACAUUGACAGGAUUACUGUGUGUUUAAUUUGUUUUGAAACUGAACACUGUGAUUAUGGGGUUUUGUAACUAAGCAGAACUCUUACUGGUAGAAAAAACUAGACCUGAAUUCUCUGAACUUUUUGGGAAGUUCAUCUGAUACCAGAACAGUCACUGAAACACAGCCCCAUUGUAAAGUUGUGCAGAAAGUUACACAGCUUGUGUCGUAAUGCUGGGACUCGGAGUGAGACAGCUGUCACUCACAGUCGAGUCUGGUGGCAGUUCACAGCAGCUCUGCCUGCCGUUUAGGGCUUCCUAGACACUGGACCGGUUUGGGCUACUGCCACUCAAAAGUUUAUGGCCGCAGAUGUCCAGUGUCUUCCUCUGCGGAAGCUCAAAGUUGAAGUUGAUCAUGGCAGGUAACUGGGUUGGGACACCAUGAGAAGGUCCAGUGCUCAGAGUGCCACACGUGGCUGAAACCCCUGUCCCGCAAACAGCGCCACCGAUGCGCGGCCUGCACUCCAGUCGUGGAACCCGUUUUCCCUGUAACCAUGAGCUAAAGAAGAAUGAACGCCGCGUAUCUUACGCGUGGUCCUGUCUGUCUCCUGGGUGGCACCUUUAAGAAUAAUGUUCUGCAGAGAUUGCCUUUCACAUGAGUAGUGCUAGGUCUUUGGGUUCUUCCUGGCUCCGGGCUUUUAAAUUUUCAAAUCUAAACAUUCUUUCCCACUUUCUGACUGUUGACUUUCUUUUUCUCUUCCCUCUUUAAAUUUCUGUCCUCCUGCUUCUUUACCUUUUUUCCUUUUUUGAAGUCUACGUGUCUUGUUCACGGUGUAAUACUGUAUGGGCAGGGAUAGGGGGCCGGAGGGGGUGAGCAGCGAAAUCAGAGAGCACUUCGGCGAGUGGGCCUUGUCUCGGAGUGGCGGAGAGCUUCCAGCACCAUAGCUCUGUCUUCCUGUCUCGGCACAGCUGCUGCUCUUAAGUCACACCACAAUCUGAAUCCAAAAAAAAAAAAAAGUAUUUUUAAGUGUCCAUGACUUCCUGUAUUACAGCCAGCCCUGAUAAUGCUUGUUAGUGCCUGUCACCAGAUCUCCCAACUCAUCCAGCCGCGUUCACAGACAUGUUUAAACAAGACCCUAUAAUGCAGGAAAGUUGCAUGAAUGCUUGCAAUGGGGAGAAUCCAGAGUACCCGGGCCUACCAGUCUCACAGUACCCCCCCCGUCUGUAACAUUCCACACAGCUGUAGUAUCCAUCUGUUUGUCCAUCUGCUGAAAUGAGAGAAGAAACAUUCAUGCACUGAUGAAAACAAACCAAAAGAAAAAAGAAAAAAAAUCCCCUCUUUCUAGCCGAACAAAAAUGUGCAGUUAAAUACUUGGCGCUUGAAAAUGCAGUAGUGAAUGUGGAACGAGCCUGUCUGUAUAUCUGGUAGCUCUUUCUUGCUUUGUUUUUUCUUACCAGUAUUCUGCCUCACGUUUGCUUCUGUGAUGGUUAUAUUGCCUAGCAAGCACACCCGUGGUUGUGAAAAUAGUGUAGAGCAAAAAAAGAAAAAUCCCUGGUUAUUGAUGUACUAGAUUUGUGUAUGUCUUUUAAACAGUUCUAGUUUCCACCGUACACGGAAUAAUCAGGAAACGUGUAAAAAUUCAAACGUGAAAUAAAAAGUUUUAUCAGUUA